AUGGCAGUGGAGGCCCUGGGGUGCUCAGAGCAGCUGGGGAUGCUGGACAGCCUGGGCAGCUGCCCGAGCACAGCGCAGGAGGCAUUUCUGGGGACGGCGCAGCUAGCCAGGUACUGUGACAUGAAGAAGCGCUGCCCAUUCCUGGGUCUGGCUCCCACCAGCACCAGCAAGGACACCUAUUGGUCCCACUGCCUGCCAGGCUACUGCUGCCUCAGCUCCCGGAGGCCCAGUCUUCUUCACAAAGUGGUUUCGGUCCCUCCCAGCUCUGACAAGCAAUUUAAUCCCACUGGGCGGCUGCCUGCCAUUGUGCCGGCGUUACGCUUUUCCCUGCACGCCCGCGACAGCACCCGUGACUGGCACCAUGAGAACACGCUGCAGUUAAAGGGCUCUGAAGCCUCCCGGUACCGUGCUGCUAGGCUGAAUGCUGAUGCAAUGAGACUGGUGCAAGAUAAGGAUCAACUGACUUACCAGAUGCAAGAAGACAGUAGAAGAAACCUGAGGGAGAGGAACUCCAACAUUGAUUUCUGGAGAUCUAAGCUCAUCUAUGGGCUAAAGUGUCUGCUGAAAGAGAUAACAUUGGAAACAGAAAAGAACCAGCCUGAACGUGCUGCACGUGAAAUGCAAGGACCACUGGAGGUAACCCUAGAAUGCUUGCACCACCAUGAGAAGUGGAAGGGUAUAGACUUAGUUCAUGACAAUGUGGAAAAGAACCUCAUAAAGGUAAGAUCAGACUUACUACAAUUAGCUGUUCAUUUAGCACAACAGCAUUAAAAGUGGUUCAGAUUAAGGUAAGGCUUUCACCUUCACAGCAUCAACAGAGAUGUACAUCAUGCCCUGGAGCAGGAUCUUUCUGACAAAACCUCAGCCCAUUUUAUUGAUGAGAAGUGCUUUAACCUGAGGAACAUAUUGGACAGAAUCAACUUCUACCAUGGAGUAGAAAAAGCAGAUGGGACUAACAAACCAGAUUUUUCCCCCCUGCAAUCUGUAAGCAAUAAAGGCUUCUUUUUGCAUGAAGAUGCCCUCAAGCUAGCUCUGGGAGAACCAGCCUCGGACCCAAAGGGCUCAAUACUUCAGGAACUCUUCCAGACAGAAAAUACAAUUGUGGUACUGGAGAGAUCCAUAAAGGCAAAGGAGUACCCACUGAAUGUAGCUCAGACACGCCUGGAGGGAAGAACUAAAUGACCCAAUGUAGAACUCUGCUGGGAUGCACCUCAGCUUCAGCUUUUCACUGAAGUUUACACUAUAGAUGACACCUUACAGACCUUAAUGUGACAUCUGCAAGAAGCCCAUGAUACUCUGCAAAUGCUGAUCCUGAACAAAUCAAAGCUGGAACAUGAAAUCUCUGUGAAGACAAACUCCUUCAUUGACAAGAAGUGUAUGGGCAUUGCAGUCUUCCCCAGCACCCCACGGCUCAUUGGCUACACUUGA
Messenger RNA from Falco peregrinus (peregrine falcon), 1428 nucleotides. It is a transcript of the gene TEKT5, whose product is annotated as tektin 5. Lineage: Eukaryota; Metazoa; Chordata; Aves; Falconiformes; Falconidae. Gene Ontology annotation, biological process: cilium assembly; cilium movement involved in cell motility. Gene Ontology annotation, cellular component: microtubule cytoskeleton; sperm flagellum; nucleus. The record is from RefSeq and is a predicted model, not a curated record.